Molecule: messenger RNA, 2711 nt
Organism: Fragaria vesca subsp. vesca
Lineage: Eukaryota; Viridiplantae; Streptophyta; Magnoliopsida; Rosales; Rosaceae
Exons: 6
Coding region: 219-2192 (657 amino acids)
Molecular function (GO): chromatin binding
Source: RefSeq, a predicted model, not a curated record
AGCAUUUUUCAGCUGUAAAUUUAGGACCUUUGGUGUUCCUGGGGCUCCCUAGGCUUUCAAGCUUUAAGCUUUCUGGUAUUGUGGUCUGUUUUAUCGUAGACCCAUUUUCUCAUUCAUAGGGGUAAGGUAGUUUAAGAUUGCAUGAUUCUAGCAUUUGGGGCGUUUUCUGGUUUGUAAUUAGAGAUUCGAGUAGGUGUGUGGUGUUUGGUUAGGCCAGAAUGUUUGGGAAUGAGCACUGUUUUGUGGAAUGGAAAGAACAUUUUGUUUCCCAGGAGAGGGGCAACCGUGUGGUUCAUUAUUUCUUGAAGGAUUCUGGUGGGGAGUCCAUCCUUGCAGUUAUAGGUACGGAGAGGAGUGUUAGGCACAUGUUCUAUGUUGUUGCUGAUGAGUUUUUGGAAGUGCACGGAAAGGAAAACUCGGCUAGUUCUAACUACAAAUGGAGAUCAAGAAGGGAGGUUGUGGAUUGGCUUACUUCUAUGCUGUCCAAGCAGCAUUUACAUGGAGAUAUGUUUGAUUCACUUCAACAUGAUUCAUCACGUGCUUUAGGGAGUCCCGAAUAUCCAACUAAUGCAAUUAGUGGUCCUGAGAUCCAAGUUUCCAAAGACACGGGCCAUCUUGCAAAAGCCUUCAAGAUGAACAGUCCAGACAUUGUUUGGUCAGGUGUUUCAUGGACAUGCGGUAAACAGCUCAAGCAUUUUCCAGCAUUCUGCAGGAAUGGAAUUAAGAUAGAGAUCAAGUCCUUUGUAUUCGUCAUGGCAAAGGGAGAAAAUCGCUAUGUUGCUUAUAUGGAAGAUAUGUAUGAAGACAAAAGGGGUCAAAAGAAGGUCAAAGUGAGGUGGUUUCACCGUAAUCAGGAAGUUAAGGGGGUAAUUCCUCUUCAAAAUCCUCACCCAAAGGAAGUUUUCAUCACGCCAUAUGUGCAGGUCAUUAGUGCAGAGUGUGUUGAUGGUCCUGCCACAGUUUUAACGCAUGAACAUUAUGAAAAGUGUGUACUUGUGUUUCCUCAGGCUUUAUUGGCCAAAGUACAUCUUUGCUACAGGCAGUUUAAAAGUAAAAGGGUGAAGCCAUUUGAUUUGAGUAAGAUGCAUGGCUAUUUUGUUCAGCCGAUUCUCUCCUAUUUGAGUCCCAACUUUUUACCAAAUUCAGAGUGUAUGAGUGGUACUUUGAUUGGAACAGAAGACAAGUUGGACCCAAGUGACUAUGCCAAGCUGGGAACUAAGAGAACUAGAAAUGGAAGGCCAUGCCAGAGGGUUCCAACUAAUCGAAACUCAAACAUUGGUUAUCUAGACAGGAGGUCGCUUUCUUGGUAUACCCCACUAUUUAAGAUUGAUGAAAAGAUAGAAUUGCUAUGCCAAGAUAGUGGCAUUCGGGGUUGCUGGUUUAGGUGUACAGUCUUGCAGACAUCACGAAAGCAGAUUAGAGUCCAGUACAAUGAUUUGUUAGAUGAGGAAGGAUGUGGCAAUCUUGAGGAAUGGAUCCCUGCUUUUAGACUGGCUAAGCCUGAUAAGAUUGGCAUGCGGCAUGUAGGUCGCCCAAUGAUACGGCCAGCUCCUUCUAAGGAGCAAAUGGACCUUCCUCUCGAGGUUGGAUCUGCAAUUGAUGCAUGGUGGAGCGAUGGCUGGUGGGAAGGGAUUAUAACUGAAUUUGGCAGCUGUGAUGAUAAUUUUCAAGUUUACUUUCCGGGGGAAAGCUUACUCUUGAACAUGGACAAAAAGGAUCUAAGAAUAUCUAGAGAUUGGUUGGGGGACCGGUGGGUUGAUAUAGAAGCGAAACCUGAUGUCCUCUCAGCCAUAUCUUCAACAAUUAGCUCUUGCACUAGGCCCUUUGUGUCAUCCGACAUUGCUAAGGAUGUUGCGGACAUUGAUUGUGGUGAUAAUACUUUAUUGUGUCCUGAACUUCCUUCUUGUUCUAGACAUGAAAAGGAUGAACUAGGCGCAUCUCCCAGUUCUGAUCAUCUCCCGGAAAAAUUGGACUUGGUCAAUGAUAAGAAGUCACCAUCAAUGAAGGACAUUGGUACUGAAGGUGUUGAUGGCAAUGACAGUUCUGGUGAUAUACAGGUUGUCCAAGGUAAUGAUGACGGUGAUGAGAAAGAUGACCACAAUGGUGUUGAUGAGGGCCAACAAGGCAUGGAGGUGUUUGAAACUCCAGGGAAGAACCCGAAAGCUGUAGAAAUCAUGGAAGUGACAUCAUAAGAUGUUGAACUUUGCCUUAGAUAGUUGAUGAGUUAUUGUUGGCCAAUAUCAAAGUGUCUCACUUGGGAUGUCUGUAAAUAGUUACACAGAUGUUGGGGGAAGCUCACUGCAAUUGGAGUUGGUGGCCUUCGGGGAUGUACAGUAUUGGGAGUAGAUCUAUAGUUGUUUUGUUCUGGUUUUCAGUGACUUGUUAGAAUUCUGAUACUUAGAAUUAGAAGCUCAGAAUUUGGGUCCUUAGAUUGUUGUGGUUGAGAAGAUGGGGGAGGUCUGGUUUAGCAGCUGAUUUCAGUUUUUUCCAUCCCAAGUACAGGUUCUUAUGCAUUGCUCACCGUGUGCCUUCUGAAUAAGUCCGUUCUUCCACCCUAGUGCUGUUGUUCAUGACUGCGUGUAACUCGCGUCAAAGAUGAUUCGAAGUCUCUUAUAAUGUUAAAUAAUUUUAUUUUCUUGGCUCCAUGUUGUGUAGAACUCAAACCUGAUUCAGUUCUGGAAAUUAUAGUGGUUAAAUAACUUUCCCUUUUG